CCAUAACUAUCAGGAUACAAGGAUCCUCUGGUAAAAGACGUGUGGAAAUAUUACACAAUGGGCAAUGGGGAACAAUCUGUGAUGAUUUUUGGGACAUGAAUGAUGCUAGGGUUGUAUGUCGUCAACUUGGUUAUUUAAAUGCUGUUAAAGCACUUCAAGGGAGAUUUGUUCCUGAUGGCAUUGGAUGGAUAUGGUUAGAUGAUGUUACCUGUACUGGGAGCGAACAAAAUCUGACCAGUUGUUCUCAUGGGGGUUGGGGACGUCAUAAUUGCGGGCACAGUGAGGAUGCCGGAGUUGAAUGUUCUUCAACAG
This is a messenger RNA of Paramuricea clavata, 312 nucleotides long. The record is from the annotation of a GenBank genome assembly. Lineage: Eukaryota; Metazoa; Cnidaria; Anthozoa; Malacalcyonacea; Plexauridae.